Molecule: messenger RNA, 2599 nt
Organism: Gryllus bimaculatus (two-spotted cricket)
Lineage: Eukaryota; Metazoa; Arthropoda; Insecta; Orthoptera; Gryllidae
Source: the annotation of a GenBank genome assembly
AUGGUCACCACAAACAUCAACUUGGCUAUAGUGGCUAUGACCAGGUACGAAUGGGACGAGUACCAGCAAGGCCUAAUUCUCGGGGGCUUCUUCUGGCUGCACUGGAUUUCCCAAAUCCCCGGGGGCGUCUUGGCCCAGAACUAUGGCACCAAAGCCGUGUACGGCUUCAGCAACAUGCUCAUGUGCGUCUUGGGAUUUUUGAUACCCUUCUCCGCAGGUUUAGACUACAGAAUAGUAGUGGCCAUACGAGCUCUACAAGGACUUAUAGGGGCAAGUAUUGGUGUUGUGUGGCCCGCCAUGCACAACAUAAUUGCAAAAUGGAUCCCUCCUAACGAAAGAAGUACUUUUGUUACAGCUUACACGGGGGGCUCCAUCGGCGUGGCGGUGACGUUCCUGCUGGGCGGGCUGGUGAUCGACUGGCUGGGCUGGGAGGCCAUCUUCCACAUCACCGGCGUGCUGGGCGUCGUGUGGUUCAUCGCGUGGUGGAAGCUGGUGUUCGACACCCCGGACGAGCAUCCGCGGAUAUCCGAGGCCGAACGCUCUUACAUCGUGUCCAGUUUGGGGCAGUCUGUCUCCAAGAGAAAACCCAAAACACCUUGGGCGCAAAUAGCGUGUUCAUCUGUAUUCUGGAUUACGGUUGUCGUACAUUGGAGCAGCAAUUUGGGAAUUUUCACUCUCAUGACACAAGCUCCUACCUAUUUUAAGUACAUCCAUGGAUGGAGCAUCAAAAUGACAGGAGUGCUUUCUGGUGUGCCUCACAUAUGCAGAACACUUUUUGGAUACUUCUUUUCCGUUUUUGGAGAUUAUUUGUUGAGAAACAACUACAUGUCUCGAACAGGUGUUCGCAAAAUGGCAACUUCGGUGUGCUGUAUUGUGAUGGGGCUGCUGACGCUAGGUUCUGCAUUCUCUGGAUGUAAUUAUGUAUCAGCCAUAAUAUGUAUGACUGCAGCAACAGCAGUAAGUGGAGCCAUAUCCUGCGGACCUCUAGCGAGUUUUGUCGAUCUCAGCCCCAAUUUUGCAGGCAUCCUCAUGGGCAUCAGCUGCACGCUUAGCUUUACGGCGGCGUUCAUUUCGCCGCUCAUCGUCAGCCUCCUCACUUUCCAAAACCAAACUACAGGUCAAUGGCUGCUAGUCUUCGUAAUAGUCAGUAUUCUCCUCAUAGUGCCUGGGUUGCUGUACUUAGUUUUUGCGUCAUCGGAACUUCAACCCUGGAACUCGCCAGAAGGAAACGCUCGAGAAAUGCAGUUUCUUGAUUCGAAACAAGAUAAAGAAGAGAAGGGCAAUAUGGAUGACAAAUUUAUACAGAAUAACAAACAAAGUGCGUGAAGAUUUCGGGAAUACUAGUUAACACAAUUCUAUGCACUUUUCGCCUUCUUUUAAAAUUCAAAUUAAAGACAUCCACUCAUCCUUCAUUCACUCUUUUCUAGAUGAUUUCAAAUCAUCGUUUUCCAUGGUCUGUCAAGGACAUUUUCAAUUAAAAAGUUGAUUUCAUUGACUUAUUUAUUAUUAUCAAUGUUGUAUUAAAUACAUAAUAGACAUUUAUCGACUUAGACUAUCGGAAGUCAAACUUUACCAGUUUCGUAAUAAGAGAUAACGUUCUAAUAAUCCAUGGCCCUCUAUUAAGAACAUUUAUCAGUUUCGUAAUUAAGUAAUAUUGGAACUAUUCCAAAGCAUUCUAUUAACUACUAUCAACGUCUCUAUGUCACUUUUCGCAAGAUGAAUAGUUAAAUUUAAACAAAAUAAUUGUUCACUCGAGUGUUUACAAAGUAGAUAAAACGUUCAAUAUUCGGAUCAAAAUAUCUUACGAUACGUAUUUCACAAAUAACUAAAAGAAAAUUAAAAUAUUAAUAUAUAAUUUUCUAAAGGAUUAUCUUUUUAUGUUUCUGAGCAGAAAAAAGUUUGAUUAUCCUAAUAAAAAAAUAAUGUUAGUAAACAUUAUAAAGAAAAAAGUUCCUUUUCUCGUCGUGAAAGAGACUGAUUUAAUACUAUUAUUGAAUUAAAAUGUCAACAAAAUGUUUUUAAUAAUGUAAUUUUAAAACCUAUUCGUACGACAGCGUUUGGUUAAACAAUUAUGUACCCUAAUACUAUUUUAAUGGACUUGAAAGAUGUUUUUCUUGACCAUUUGGUCAAUAUUUGGCGGACUCAGGGCUUCAGCAAACACGUUUGUAGUACUUAUUUUAGCCUGCGAAUUAAUACAAAUGGUAUAUUAUUUUCAAAUAAGAAACAAUGUGAAGAAAAAUAUAAGUAAAUACUCAGAGUAAACCUAAAUAAACUUCAAAGAAGUAAUAAAUAUCUUCACUGACAGAAAAAUAUACCAUUAUUAUCUUAAAGAUUUUAUUUAUUAUUCCUGCGUUCUAUCGUGUUGGAAAAUUAUUAUUUGCUCUAAAAAUAGACCAGAUGCGCACACGCCUCGCCGUUUUUACUCUUAUCCAAGAAUACUCAAGCACAAGGAUAAUAAAAAAGCAGAAAAUUGUAAACUACAACUUGUAUUUUAUAAAUUCAAUUUGACAGGGUUGAAAAUCAUGUAAUUUAUUGUUAAUUAUUACUGUAUAUAAGUGCACUUUGUACAAAACAACAUUAAAGUCAUAUUCUUCAAGGG